Messenger RNA from Parnassius mnemosyne (clouded apollo), 1569 nucleotides. NCBI's taxonomy places the organism in Eukaryota, Metazoa, Arthropoda, Insecta, Lepidoptera, Papilionidae. The record is from the annotation of a GenBank genome assembly.
AUGCUACUCAGAAGUAUCGUCAUAAUUCUGAUUUUAAAUAAUUUAUGUGGGGCGUAUAAAAUUUUGCUAGUGUUUCCUGUUCCUGGAAGAAGUCAUGCCAUACUUGGAGAAGGAUAUGUGAGACACCUCCUAAAUGACGGACACGAGGUAACCUAUAUUGCACCUAUUCCAAUGAAAAAUUCUCAUCCUAAAUUAAGACAGAUCGACGUAUCUACAAACUUUGAACUCAUGCCUACUGAUAAAAUAUUUAACAUAGAAAUCGUUUUAAAAAAUCAACUGAACUUGAAGGACUUUAAGUUUCUGUUAUACGCUACCUCUGAUUUCGCAAACGGUACAAUAAACCAUCCAAACGUUCAACGAUUGAUUCAAGAUCCAAGCGAACAUUUUGAUGUUGUUAUCGCCGAAUGGCUCUACAGUGAACUUUAUGCUGGCUUUUCAUCAGUUUUCAAUUGUCCUUUAAUUUGGUCAUCGUCUAUGGAACCACAUUCACUGGUACUGGAUCUCAUUGACGAAGCACUCAAUCCAGCUUACAAUCCUCAUCAUUUAUCGGAUAUACUGCAACCUUUUUCAUUCUUCGAUCGUAUAAACGAGCUAUGGACUUUAAUUGACACAAAAAUAUUCAAAUGGAGACUACGUCAUCGAGAAAAUAGUAUGUUCAACAUUGCGUUCGAAUCUUCAGUUACCAAGAGAGGACGAAAGCUGCCGUCCUUCAACGAAGUACGCUAUAACGGUUCUCUAAUGCUUGGAAACUCACAUAUUGCUUCAGGAGCAGCAGUACGCCUACCUCGGAAUUAUGUACCAAUUGGAGGAUAUCAUAUUAAUGAAAUUAUCGAUCCAUUACCAUCAAAUUUGCAAAACCUCAUGGACGAUGCCAAAAACGGAUUAAUCUACUUUAGUAUGGGAUCCAUGUUAUUAAGCAGAAAUAUUCCCAUUGAAAUGAAAAGAGGACUGUUAAAAGUAUUUAGUAAAUUAAACCAAACUGUUCUUUGGAAGUUCGAAGAGGAGUUACCCGACCUGCCGAAAAACGUACACAUAGUUACUUGGGCCCCGCAGCUGGGUAUUUUAGCACAUCCAAACUGCAAAUUGUUUAUCACUCAUGGAGGUUUACUUUCUAUCCUCGAAGCUGUGCAUUUUGGCGUUCCUGUUAUUGGUGUACCAAUGUACGGUGAUCAACAUCUAAAUGUCAACAGAGUAGUAGACAAAGGUUUCGGCAAGAGAGUAGAUUUAAACAGUGAAAUAGCAACACAAAUGGAUAUAGCUAUAAAAGAAGUUUUAAACGAACCCAGAUUCGUUCAAAAAGUGAAAGAAUAUUCGCUUAUAUUUCACGAUCGCUUGAAUUCACCUGGCAAAGUAUUAUCAUAUUGGGUGUCUCACGUGAUAAAGACAAACGGCGCACCUCACUUGCGUUCUCCAGCGAAGCUGGUGCCUUGGUAUCAAAAACUCUACCUGGAUUUAGCAUUUCUAAUUUUAGUCACACUUUAUAUAUCAUUUAAGAUUUUAAUAAAAUUACUCACUGUUAUUCUAUCAUUUAGAUCGAGAUUAAACACGAUUAAAAUGAAAUUAUUAUAA